CCUUAGAUUCUAUACAGAGUAUGUAUGUUGACAAAGACUGACAAAGUCCAUACACCAGCAAAGACAUUAGGACACUUGGGCUCUUGAAACGCUAGACAUUUCCCAGCUGACAUCUUCAGACAGUAUAUAAGCACACUUUGGAUCCCCUAAACCAGUUGAAAUAGUGUUGUACGGCUUCAGCAUGGGAGUUUUUGGAAUCAUGAAAAUCCUUGCACUUCUACUAUCUUACUUCUUAGCAUCUUUGGCAGAAAAGCAAGAUCUCUCUGGAAAAAUGUUCACCUUUCCCGAGGAGUCUGAUACAGCUCAUGUGAUCUUGAUUCCCAACCUGAGCAAGAGUCUGACUGCAGUGACCGUGUGUCUGCGUUUCUUCUCAGACCUGACAAGAGCUCAGAGUCUCUUUUCCUUCGCCACCCCUGCCAGUUCAAAUGGCUUCCUGCUCUACAAGCAGGCAAAUGGUGUAUACGAGAUUGACAAGAAUGACAAAUUUCAGCUAUUCAGAGCACUAGGGGACUAUCCAAAUCAAUGGAAUUCUGUCUGUGCUACUUGGAACUCUCAAACGGGCAUCGCCCAAAUUUGGGUCAAUGGGAAACAAAGCACAAGAAAGGGUAUCGGUCAAGGCGGUGACAUCUCUGGAGCACCCAGUAUUAUCUUGGGUCAAGAGCAGGACAGCUAUGGGGGGAAGUUUGACAAAACACAGUCUUUUGUGGGAAUGCUGACCGAUAUAAACAUGUGGGAUUCAGUUCUUCCUCAUCCUGAGAUUGCUUCGUACAUGAACCGUGUUCCAAAGAAAACAGAUGGCAAUGUGAUCAACUGGAAGUCCAUUGACUUCACCAUUAAGGGUUAUGUGAUUGUAGAGAACCAGAUGAAUGCCUGAAGGGUUGCAAACUAAAUGAUUUUUAAAAUGAUUUAGGCAUAACUCUGUUAAAAAUGUAAUAUAUUUUAAUGAGGUCAAUUUUGUUGCCCUGGACUUGCUGGGCUUGCUGCACCAUUGUGUAUUUGCUCACAUUUACUCGCAGGGUUUUGUGGUUCAGCAUCUACUGUAGUAAAAUUGUAUCAAA
This is a messenger RNA of Sardina pilchardus (European sardine), 1058 nucleotides long. Its product is annotated as serum amyloid P-component-like. NCBI's taxonomy places the organism in Eukaryota, Metazoa, Chordata, Actinopteri, Clupeiformes, Clupeidae. The record is from RefSeq and is a predicted model, not a curated record. The transcript has 2 exons. The coding region runs from base 182 to 874 and encodes 230 amino acids.